AGUAACAAUUGGCAUUUCCGCAUUGUUUACAUAGAAUUUGAUAUAACAUGUACGCCCUUAUGGCUUCAGUUGUCGAGACGUCGAGUGACAGUUCAGGGAUGUGUGUUCGAGCUCCGUAGGAACAUUUAUUUCUUUUUACCCUUAGCAUAUCACCAUGAGCAUCGAUUUGGAUAAAAAUCGAAAUGCUCUCCUAGCAGCCUUUAACGAUGUCCUCAACGACAAAACCAAGACGGAUUGGGCAUUGUUUGGUUAUGAGGGGCAGAGUAAUGUACUGAAGGUUGUCGGCACAGGAGAAGAUGGAAUUGAAGAACUGGCAGAAGAUUUAAACAGCAGCAAGGUUAUGUAUGCUGUUGUAAAAGUCACUGACCCUAAUACUACACGCCCAAAAGUAGUACUUAUAAACUGGCAAGGCGAAGGCGCACCAACUCUUAGAAAAGGCACAUGUGCCCGUCAUCUCAACGAUGUAAAUAAAUUUUUUAGAGGAGUGCAUGUCACAGUCAAUGCACGAACUGAAGAAGAGGUUGAAACGGAUGUCAUCACGGCUGCUGUUUUGAAGGCGUCAGCAACAACUUAUAAUUUUAAUGAACGGUCUGAAAUAAAUGACAAGACCAUUCCUGUGCAGAAGCCUAGUGGUCCUGCAGUAACCUGUGGUGAUGGGUUCCAAAGUUAUCCCUCUAAAAUGCCCAAACCCAAAAUGAAGUUUGAUAUGGGUACCAAUUAUAAGCGCACGAAUCCCUUAGCGGAAAUAGAUACAAAAUCCCGUAAUCAGUUUUGGGAGGAACAAGAAGCAGAGGAGCGAAGAAGAAAAACAGAGGAGCAACAGAAAAGAGAUGAGGAGCUGAAACGUCUGGAAGUUGAGCGAAAACAGAGAGAGAUAAGUGAUGCAAAACACCGAGAAGUCUUGACAAAAGAACGAAAUGCUCGUAUUCUUGCUGAAAGAAAAGCAGAGGAUGACGCUGCGAAACGGUUAGCAGCGAAAGAUGACAAGAAGUGGCAAGAAGACCUACAGAGUCAAUAUCAGGAGGAACAGGAAAGGGCUAAACGUGCAGAGAUGAUGCGUCUAGAAAGGAAAAAGGAAGCAGAGUCUCUUAUUGGCCAUCGAACUCAUUCCACGCGAGCGAUGUUCGAGACUGGAAAUACUACCUCCGAAAAAAACACUGAACUGAACCGUCCACCUCCUCGCAAACUUAAAGAAUUUAAGCCAACCAAUACUUCUGAAAGAGUUGAAAAUAAUGAUACACCCAGUGUAAUUCCUAGUAAAGGAGUUACAGCAAGAUGGCCCCCAGCAAAUACCACUGCUCAAAGAGAAGAUACCUCGCUUAAUCAAAAUAGAGAUAAAGUGUCACCCUUGUCGUCAGUUGAAAACAGAACUCGAAAUCAGGUUUCAUCUACAACAGUGCCAUCUAUUAUUAAGCAACAUCCAGUAGAACCUAUGCCACAGCCUCCACCUCAGUUUCAAGCUCCCCUACCAGAGGUUCAACCACAGCCCCCUUCACAGCCUCAGUCUAUUCAAGAGCCAGCACUUCAUCCUCAAUCGAAUGGAGACGUGAGAUCAAACACAUACAAUGAUGCAACAGUCAUUAAUAAAGCAAACCAAGAUCAUUUUCAAAAUGACCACAGUUAUGAUGCAAUGGCUAAUGCACCCAGUAAAGCAAGUGAAGUUUCUGACAGUGCUGUCCAGAACAAUGUGGUUGAUGUAGACCCUGCAAUUAAUAGUACAACUCCAUCUAUUGGCAUGGUCUAUGAAGUUGAUGGAAUGGAGUACCAGAUUCUACCUGAGCAUGGCUUAUGUGCACGAGCUUUGUAUGAUUAUCAAGCAGCUGAUGACACAGAAAUCACUUUUGAUCCAGAGGAAAUCAUCACCAACAUAGAUCAAAUUGAUGCCGGAUGGUGGCAGGGAGUUGGGCCUGAUGGAAGUUUCGGCCUUUUUCCAGCCAAUUAUGUCGAACUUAUUAAUCACUCAGGUGUCUGAUUGGUAGCAGUUGUGCAUUUAUAGCUAAAUGAUUCUUUUGUCAUUUUAAGUUUUAACUGUACUGCACUGACUGACUGACUGACACUUGAACUUCUCCUGUUUGGAAAGGUUAGCUGUGGAAAAAGGGUAAGACUGCUUUAUUUACAUGGAAAUUGUGUUUAACCAUGUUACUUGUUGUCUGUUGUUAAUGAGCAUUUUGGUAUUCUUGAGUACUCUGUUUAAGUAAUUUGUUGUAAAGUUUGGGAGUUUCAGGAAUAACAUGGCACUUAGUUUCUGCAUUUAGGGACUACUUAGGCUGAGAUAAGAUUAGCUGGAUUCUUUAAAACUUAUUUAUAAAUAAAAUUAAAUUCUAAUGCUGUACCAGUGAUUCUUGCAGCUGGCAAUACACAGUGCCCAUAUAUAAUCUUUUGUAUCUGUAAACUUUGGAUAUUGCAGUAUUAAAUUAAAAUUUAAAAUGAAUA
Macrobrachium nipponense is the source of this 2433-nucleotide messenger RNA. It is a transcript of the gene Abp1, whose product is annotated as drebrin-like protein. The record is from RefSeq and is a predicted model, not a curated record. Gene Ontology annotation, molecular function: actin filament binding. NCBI's taxonomy places the organism in Eukaryota, Metazoa, Arthropoda, Malacostraca, Decapoda, Palaemonidae. Gene Ontology annotation, biological process: postsynaptic actin cytoskeleton organization; positive regulation of dendritic spine morphogenesis; regulation of actin filament polymerization. Gene Ontology annotation, cellular component: postsynaptic membrane; dendrite; site of polarized growth.